Messenger RNA from Punica granatum (pomegranate), 1330 nucleotides. NCBI's taxonomy places the organism in Eukaryota, Viridiplantae, Streptophyta, Magnoliopsida, Myrtales, Lythraceae. The record is from RefSeq and is a predicted model, not a curated record.
CAAUGGGCCUGAACCUAAACUUCGAAAAUGUCGAGACUUCGGUCUGAAAGUUUAUUGCGUUAAAACCCAUUCAACCCCCUUCUUCUUCUUCUUCUUCUUCUUCUUCCUCCCCGCCCCUUACCCGGACGGAGAGAGCUCCGCUGCAGCCACCAUACCUCCGAUGGCUUCCUUCACCUCCCCCAUAUCUUCUCAGUUACUACCAAGACCAAAAACCCACACAUUUGCCUUCCCAAAUUUCGCGUCUCCCCAGACCCCGCGCCAUGCACUCGCUCCAAAGCCAGCCCGCUUGCCCUCAAUCCACUCUCUCACUGCCCCUGCCAAGGCUUCCAAGAACAGCUCGAGCACAAACCAACCAACAUCCCAGACCAAGGGCAAGAAACAGACCCGCGUACAAGAAGAAAAGCAGGACGAGACAGUGGAGGUCGAGGAGGACCUACCAUGGAUUCAGGAAAAGGCGCUAGACCUUGUGGAGUUCACUGGCUCAGUAACUCAGGCCAUUCCUGGGCCCAGAGUGGGGACCAGCUCCUUGCCUUGGAUUCUUGCUGUUCCUCUGGCUUACGUUGGGGUCAGCUUUGUGAUUGCGUUUGUUAAGACUGUCAAGAGGUUCAGCUCCCCCAGAGAGAAAAGGAGAAGAUUGGUGAACAAAAAUGCUAUGCUCUGUAAGUCAAUUGACGAGCUCUUUAAGAAAGGAAUGGAUGAGGUGCAGCACUCAGCACUUACUGGACUGGCAAAAAAGACAGGUUUUGGCAUGGAGGAAAUAUUGCGCAAGUAUGUCAGAUAUGUGCUGAACGAGAAACAAUUUAACCCCGAACUUAUCGCCAGCUUAAUACGACUGAGGAAAGCAUCCAUGUUGGAAGAUCCUCAGGUUGCUGAGAUCCUUAAUGAUAUUUCUCGUCGUAUUGUUCGAGAUAAGGGCCCAGUUGUCAUGGACAUGUCUGGAUACUCUGAAAAAGGUUUCAAGAGGAAACUCGCUGUCCAAGCUUUAUUUGGAAAGGUCUUCUACCUGUCUGAGUUGCCAGAAUUCUGUUCACAGGAUAGCUCCUUGAUUGUUAAAGAAAUCUUUGGGGUUACAGAUGACGACGCAGAUAAGCUUCGGUUGCACACCCUCUCUGAAUCUGGGGAUAUGGGUUCGCUGGAGAAGAUGGUGGACGACUCCGACUCCGAAGGUUCUGAUGAGGAAUCUGAAGAGUCUCUAUAAUUUUACAUGGAUGAAUAUAGUAGACAACAGAGAGAGAGACCAGAUUUAUUUUAUCGUGACAGGUUUCCCGGAUGUAGUUUCUUCGUUUGAUUGUUAUCUUUUAGAUUUUUAUUUAAAAAAAAAAAAAAAAAA